AUGGCAGCAAAGGAGUUCUUCCAGCCCCAGGGGUACGGCGGACAGCAGGGUGGACCGCCGCAGGGUGGCGAGCGUGGAUGGGGACACGGGCCGCAGCAGCCUCAGUACGGAGGCGGAGGGUACGGUGGACCUCCUCAGGGUGGAUACUACCCUCCCCAAGCUCCGCCGCAGGCGUACGGCGGCUACGGUCAACAGCAGUACCCUCAGCAAAUGCCUCCGCAGCAAGUCUACGUCCAGCAGCCGCAGAAGAACAGCGGGCCGGGAGCGGGAGCAGGAUGCUGUGCUUGCUUGGCCGGUGCAUGCUUGUGCUGCUGCGCUGAAGAGGCGUGCUGCGACAUGCUCAUGUAA
Molecule: messenger RNA, 348 nt
Organism: Rhodotorula toruloides NP11
Lineage: Eukaryota; Fungi; Basidiomycota; Microbotryomycetes; Sporidiobolales; Sporidiobolaceae
Exons: 5
Coding region: 1-348 (115 amino acids)
Source: RefSeq, a predicted model, not a curated record